UUCGCCGUAGGCUGGUCAGGUGUCAUUGAACGGUCUACCAACCUGAUGCUAUCCGAGAACUGCUGGGAUUUGUAGUCCCGCGGCGGAACCUUUGAGCUUUGUUGCACCCGGACUGCUAUUGGUGGCGGGCUGGACGCGAGGAGUAGCCCCAGCUGUGUAAGCAGUGACAUGGUCAUGGAGGAGCAGGAGAUGCAGAUCAAGGUGAAGAAAGUUACGGACAAGUUCACUGAGAGCAUGUAUGUCCUUGCCAACGAGCCGUCUGUGGCUUUAUAUAGGCUUCAAGAACAUGUCCGCAGGUCUCUUCCGGAACUGGCACAGCACAAGGCAGAUAUGCAGAAUUGGGAAGAACAAAGUCAAGGCUCUGUAUAUACUGUGGAGUAUGCCUGCAGUGCCGUUAGAAGUAUGACGUUCAGCAGCGUGCACUUCAAGAGCAUUGAUGGCCUCCUAAAGCAAGCUAUCAAUCUAAAACAUCAGCUGACUGCCGUCCAGAGCCGCAGGUAGCACAUAGGUGCUGUCUGCCUGUCCUACUGCCCUCCUGCACAGAAUCACAAGGCCGUGAAAGCAUUCUCUUUGCUGUCCGACUAAAUUCCUGCACGCAUGCAUUUUGGACUUGUUAUACUGUAAAGGGUGCAGUGGUUUCAAAACAAAAUGAUGCACUGUAUAUUUAUGUAGGGACUUUCUAUACCAUUUCAUAUGGCUCUUGUUGCUUCAAUGCCAUUUUGUGUUAUUUAUUUUAUUUUACACACUUGUAUAGCGCUGACAUAUUCCGCAGCGCUUUACAACAUUAGUAUCACGUUGUCCCUACUGGCGCUCACAAUCUAAGUUUCCUCUCAGUAUGUCUUUGGAGUGUGAAAGAAAACUGUAGUACCCGAAGGAAACCCACGGGAAGAACAUACAAGCUCCAUGCAGAUGUUUUCCUCGGUUGGAUUUGAACCAAGGACCCCAGCGCUGCAAGGCUGUAGUGCUAACCACUGAGCCGCCUUGCUCAUUACUGCCUGUGUUGAGAAGGUUGCAUAAUGUGUCAAGCUGUCCUUAAAGGCAUUGUACAUUACAUAGUUGCCUAUUUAUGUUGA
Bufo gargarizans (Asiatic toad) is the source of this 1073-nucleotide messenger RNA. RefSeq names its product BLOC-1 related complex subunit 8 (gene BORCS8). The transcript is spliced from 5 exons. NCBI's taxonomy places the organism in Eukaryota, Metazoa, Chordata, Amphibia, Anura, Bufonidae. Gene Ontology annotation, cellular component: BORC complex. The record is from RefSeq and is a predicted model, not a curated record. The coding region runs from base 169 to 501 and encodes 110 amino acids.